AUGCUCAUCCUCAAUCCUGAAAUGCUCAUCCUUUAUCCUGAAAUGCUCAUUCUCAAUCCUGAAAUGCUCAUCAUCAAUCCUGAAAUGCUCAUCCUUUAUCCUGAAAUGCUCAUUCUCAAUCCUGAAAUGCUCAUCCUCAAUCCUGAAAUGCUCAUCCUUUAUCCUGAAGUGACACAUUCCAUCAUUGGAUUUCUCUUUACUGUCCCGCUGAGUAGCUAUUAUCAGGCUCGUCCAGAUAAUCGAGCCUCUCGAAAGCCUCCCAACCUUCGGUGCGGCUUCACCUCGCCUCCUCUGAAGGGCGGUGAAGGCGGGAUCCCCAGUUUCAUUCUGCGCUUCGCGGGACAGGGAUGGACUCGCUUCCGCGUUCUGUCUACUUGCCUUCGGCUUGCGGCCUGGUCACUGACCCUUCCCUUUGGAGGCAUGACGAGGGCCAUUGUCAUACAUGAAGAUGGCCUCUGA
Darwinula stevensoni is the source of this 459-nucleotide messenger RNA. NCBI's taxonomy places the organism in Eukaryota, Metazoa, Arthropoda, Ostracoda, Podocopida, Darwinulidae. The record is from the annotation of a GenBank genome assembly.